Cuscuta epithymum is the source of this 1106-nucleotide messenger RNA. The record is from the annotation of a GenBank genome assembly. NCBI's taxonomy places the organism in Eukaryota, Viridiplantae, Streptophyta, Magnoliopsida, Solanales, Convolvulaceae.
CAUUUUCUUAUCUUUUGCUCUUAGAACUAGGGUUUCAGACUUUAUAUACUCUUCUGCAAACAAAGGUUUUCGGCUGGCAGCACGAGUCUGGUAGAGAGGGAGAGAUCGAAGGAGAGGGAGCGACACUAUGAAGACUAUACUUUCUUCAGAGACGAUGGACAUCCCGGAAGGGGUGAAAAUCAAGGUGCACGCAAAGCAAAUCGAGGUCGAGGGUCCUAGAGGCAAGCUCUCCCGGAACUUCAAGCACCUCAAUCUCGAUUUCCAGCUCAUCAAGGAUGAGGAAACCGGAAAGCUCAAGCUUAAGGUGGACGCCUGGUUCGGAUCACGGAAGAGCACCGCCGCAAUCCGCACCGCCCUCAGCCACGUCGACAACCUUAUCACCGGUGUUACCAAGGGCUUCCGCUACAAGAUGCGCUUUGUCUACGCUCACUUUCCCAUUAAUGCCUCUAUCACCAACGCUAACAAGGCCAUUGAGAUCCGUAACUUUCUGGGCGAGAAGAAGGUUAGAAAGGUGGACAUGCUUGAUGGGGUUACAGUUCUUCGUUCCGAGAAAGUGAAGGACGAAUUGGUUUUGGAUGGUAAUGACAUUGAGCUUGUGUCACGGUCAUGUGCACUUAUUAACCAGAAAUGCCAUGUCAAGAAGAAGGAUAUCAGGAAGUUUCUUGAUGGUAUCUACGUCAGUGAAAAAGGCAAAAUUGAAGAGGAAAACUAAGCCCCUCAUAGUCUUCCAAAUUUUCCAUUUAGCUUCUCAUUUUGAAUAUUUUCUUGUCUCUUUUUAGACUUGUUAUGGAUUUAUCCAAAGAUUUUGGGGUUUCAAGCAAUGACGUGUACUAUUUAUUAAGUUAUCAUUUUGUGUGGUUAUUAAAUCCUACUAGUCUUAUACUCUUAUGGUGUUGACUUAUUUUUGUCCCAAUUUGUACAAUUGUACAGCUAAUGGUCGUCCACUCAGUCCCUUGUCUGGAUUCAAUUCUUCACAAUCAAAUCGCAAUGGCUCAUAUUUUAGAAGUACAGCGAAGGGUUGUGUUACUUUUGGAUCAGAAUUUCAGACCCAAACCAGAUAUAGCCUUGUGUUUAAGGAUGUUUUUAACUUGGACUGAAAGUAGGGG